This is a messenger RNA of Plodia interpunctella (Indianmeal moth), 696 nucleotides long. RefSeq names its product Translocon-associated protein delta (gene Tapdelta). The record is from RefSeq and is a predicted model, not a curated record. The coding region runs from base 130 to 639 and encodes 169 amino acids. Gene Ontology annotation, cellular component: endoplasmic reticulum; endomembrane system; membrane. The transcript has 3 exons. NCBI's taxonomy places the organism in Eukaryota, Metazoa, Arthropoda, Insecta, Lepidoptera, Pyralidae.
CCAAGAGAAAGAUUGCAAAUUGCAUGCGAAGCGACCCGAAGUGAGUGGAUAGGUCAAUAGUAGUCGGCUGAAGUGAAAUAUUAAUUUAUUCCUAAUUUAUAAGUCACAAAUUAGAUAUUAAAAAACAAAAUGUUCACAAAAUAUAUCCUAACUUUAUUCUUCGUCGUACUAUCCGGCCGUGCCCUGGCCGAGAGCUGUAAAAAUCCAAAAGUGGAGGCAGCUUCAUUUACCAGUCUAGAUGCGACGGUUGUAACACAAAUAGCUUACAUUACUGAAUUCACACUGAAAUGUGAUAAUGAGCUACCUGAGAACUACGCUUUGUAUGCUGAAGUCGAAGGGAAACCUCUGGCUGCGGCGCGAGUCGGCAAAAACAAGUACCAGGUGUCCUGGACUGAAGAACCUGCCAAAGCACGCUCUGGCACACACAAGGUGCACAUCUUAGAUGAGGAAGGCUGGGCUUCUCUCAGACGUGCGCGUCGUGCUGAUCCCGCCGCUGUCGUGGCACCUCUGCUGGCAAUUGAGUUGCAGCAUCCCGGCAGUUACUCUGGACCGUGGGUGAAUUCAGAAUUGCUUGCCACAGUGACCUCAAUCUUUGUCGCAUAUGUCGCUCUCCGCAACAAGAGCAAGAUUUUGGCAUAAUUUUAAUUUACUAAAUUAAUUUAUAAAUAAGUGAAUACAGUUGAUAACUUUUUUAAA